Molecule: messenger RNA, 3168 nt
Organism: Prunus armeniaca (apricot)
Lineage: Eukaryota; Viridiplantae; Streptophyta; Magnoliopsida; Rosales; Rosaceae
Source: the annotation of a GenBank genome assembly
AUGUUUCAUUAUUUCACGCAGUUAGCCGAGGAUCUGUUCGGGCUUUGUUUCGUAUUGAUCGAUGUGAGGAUUUCUCCUCACGCUAAGCGAGGUUUGGAGAUGGCUACUGGGAGUAACAUAGAUAUGCUAUCAACCCUAGAUAAUAAUCUGCAAAGACCCAAUGGGAAUUUAGAAGAUGCUUUACAGAGUGAGCUUGAACUGAUUUUAAGAGAGCAGCGAAAUCAGCAUGCCAUUCAUCGGGAUAGGGAUCUGAAUAUAUAUAGGAGUGGCAGUGCCCCGCCAACUGUUGAGGGAUCGCUAACUGCUGUGGGUAGUCUCUUUGGGAACUCUGAUUUUAGGGAUGUCACUAGUAGGAUUAGUAAUAACAAUGGGGUUUUGUCUGAGGAUGAGAUUCGAUCGCAUCCUACUUAUCUUUCGUACUACUAUUCACAUGAUAAUAUUAACCCAAGAUUGCCUCCACCAUUGUUGUCAAGAGAGGAUUGGCGUAUUGCUCAAAGGUUUCAGGUCGGUGGGUCUUCUUUUGAGGGCAUUGGGGACUGGCGGAAGAAGAAAUUGGUAGAUGACGGUGAUAGUUUGUCGCUGUUUUCAACACAGCUGGGGCUUUCCGUGCAAAAGGCAGAGAAUGAUUUGAUGGAGUUGAGGAAUGGCAAUGGAAGCAAUCUCCCUAAACAGACUUCGUCUGAGUGGCUUGAUAGAGGCUCAGAUGGUUUAAUUGGAUUGUCGACAAGUGGGCUUGGUGCAAGGAGGAAAAGUUUUGCUGACAUUUUACAGGAAGGACUUGAUCCACCUGCUUCCUUGACAAGGCCAUCAAGUCGUAUUGCUUUUAGUGAUAUCAUGGAUUCCACAGGCAUGGCUGAUGCCCGGCCAGUGGGGUUAUGUAAUGGAGUGGAGUCUGCAGAGGGCUUGCAUAAUGGAGCAGCUUCAUGUGGCCUGGUGGGAGUUCAGAGCCAUGGUACAGCAGCUUCUCAUUCCUUUGCAUCUGCUGUGGGUCCUUCUCUGUCAAGAAGCAGAACCCCUGAACAACUAUUUGGGAGGUCUCCCAGUGCUGGUCUUCCUCCUGUGGGGAGUAGAGUAUUUCCUGUUGAGAAGAAGAAUGUUGCAGGUCCAGAUAUGCCAAAGGAUAAUUCUUCUGGCAUGAAUGAUCUGGAUAUUGCAGCCAAUUUAUCUGGCUUAAGUCUGUCAAAAGGUAGAUCUGUAGAUGAAGAUAGCCAUAUUCAGUCUCAGCUUCAUUUGGAUCUUGAUAAACAGCGUGAUUUUCUGUUCAACAUGCCAAAUGGUCAUAAUCAGAGGCUGCAGCAGCAACUGAUAGAGAAGUCAAAUGCUGAAAGUUUUUCUCUUGCUUCAAAUUAUCCUCAUUUAGCAAAAAAAAAUGGGAUCAUGACAAACCGUAAUACAUCUGAUGGGCAAGCUAAUUUUGGCAGAAGAACUUCUUCUGCCAGUUUUUACUCAAAAGGGAGUUCUUCAGGCUUUGGAACUUUGGAAGGAUCUAAUGUUCAUUACCAAGAUGCAAAUACUCCAGGCAUGGAGUUUCAUGGCCAUUCUGGGGCCUAUCCUGUGAAUCCAAAGUUGAAUAUGACAAUUAAUAAUCAUCUUGAUGCAGCAGCAUUGCCUGGUAGUGGUGAUGGGCAUAGUAUGAACAGACUGGGAAACAAAGUAGGGUCUGGUCUUCAUUCUUCAGUUAUGGAUCCAUCUUAUAUUCAGUUUUUGCAAAGAGCUGACUAUGCAACACGUAAUGUUACUAGUCCAAGUGGUUAUCCUCCCAGUAAAAAUCACUUUGGCACUUUGCAUGGAGACUUAGAGGGGCUUCAGAAAGCAUAUCUUGAGGCAUUGCUUGCUCAACGGAAGCAACAGUACGAGUUGUCACUUUUAGGUAAAUCUGGUGGAUUUAACCAUGGGUAUUAUGGAAAUCCAUCAUAUGGGCUUGGCAUGACAUAUCCAGGAAAUCCAAUGGCAAAUUCUGUUCAUCCUUCUGUUGGAUCUAGUAGUCCAAUGUUUCAGAAUGAGAAGAUUGAACGCUUUAAUUCAAUGUUGAGAAGUUCAAUGGGAGGGUCAGUUAGCUCCUGGCAAUCAGAGAUUGGACAUGACCUAGAAGGGCGACAUGCAUCAUCAUUAUUAGAUGAGUUCAAGAACAAUAAGAAUAAGUCUUUUGAACUUGCAGACAUUGUUGAUCAUGUAGUUGAGUUCAGUACUGAUCAGUAUGGAAGUCGCUUUAUUCAGCAGAAACUUGAAACUGCCACUGUGGAAGAAAAGAUGAAGAUAUUUCCGGAGACUAUUCCUCAUGCUCGUACCUUGAUGACUGAUGUAUUUGGAAAUUAUGUCAUACAGAAGUUUUUUGAGCAUGGUACAGAAAGCCAAAGAAAGGAAUUAAGCGGCCAACUUACUGGCCAUGUUUUGCCUCUCAGUCUUCAAAUGUAUGGUUGCAGGGUGAUUCAGAAGGCCUUGGAAGUGGUUGACGUGGACCAGCAGACUCAAAUGGUGGCAGAGCUUGAUGGUUCAGUCAUGAAAUGUGUCCGUGAUCAGAAUGGGAAUCAUGUCAUUCAGAAGUGUAUAGAAUGUGUCCCUCAAGACCAAAUUCAGUUUAUCAUUACAUCCUUCUAUGGGCAAGUUGUCACACUUUCCAGCCAUCCUUAUGGUUGCCGUGUCAUACAGAGGGUUCUGGAACAUUGCGAUGAUUCAAAUACACAACAAAUUAUCAUGGAUGAAAUCAUGCAAUCUGUAUGCAUUUUGGCACAAGAUCAGUAUGGAAAUUAUGUCAUUCAGCACGUCCUUGAACAUGGUAAACCACAUGAACGGUCAGAAAUUAUCCACAAGCUUGCAGGACAAAUUGUAAAGAUGAGUCAGCAGAAGUUUGCUUCUAAUGUUGUGGAGAAGUGCUUAACAUUUGGGAGUCCUGAGGAGCGUCAGUUUUUGGUGAAUGAGAUGCUGGGUUCCACUGAUGAAAAUGAGCCCUUACAGGCCAUGAUGAAAGAUCCAUUUGGAAACUACGUUGUGCAAAAGGUUCUUGAGACUUGUGAUGAUCAGAGUCUUGAGUUGAUUCUUUCUCGCAUUAAGGUUCAUUUGACUGCCCUGAAGAAGUAUACCUACGGCAAACAUAUCGUUUCUCGUGUUGAGAAACUCAUCACAACUGGAGAAAGGCGCAUAGGGAUGUCAGCCUCGCAUUCUUCUUGA